AUGGGUUCUCAAAUACGUCAUGUUGCAUCAGCUACUAAAACAGAGACUCGUACAAUGCCAACAAGUAAAACUCUGAAAAACUCUCGUUCAUUUCAAAAUCUUACUCUGUCUGCUACAAAUAUGCAACAAUCAGAGCCGGAAACAUCUCAUAAUAUAACAAUCUCUCAUGUAAAACCAUCAUCGGAAAAAUCUCAUUUACCAUCACAUGAACUGGACAAUAAAACAAAUGAUCAGAUGCCUCAAUUGACACAAGAUUUCCAUUUAUCGAGUAUAGGCUUGAAUGAAAACUUCAAUGUAUCAGAAACAACAAAUGAUCUACAAACAAGUACAUUAACUGAUAAUAAUAAAAAUUCGACAAAAAUUGAAGUCCAACAAAAUCUAUCGACAUCAGACUUGCAAAAAAUGCAACCAGAACAGAAAACUACAUCAUCAUCUUCAGUUGCACAAAGUUCAGAUACACAAGAUGUUAUGUUAAAGAAACAUAUUGAACAGAUAUAUAAUGAUCUUCGUCUACGUAUUACAAAUGAACAACAACAAAAUGAUGAGUGUGAAACAAAUACAAUUACUGUUAUUGUUACUGAUGAAUCCCUUUAG
Molecule: messenger RNA, 594 nt
Organism: Rotaria sordida
Lineage: Eukaryota; Metazoa; Rotifera; Eurotatoria; Philodinida; Philodinidae
Source: the annotation of a GenBank genome assembly